AGUACGUUUUAUAAUCAGGAAUCUUCGGAUGCUUGCGGAAGUGGCACCUUAAUAAUGGCGACCGGAGCAGAUCAAGCUGUUGGCUUUGGACUUGUUGGCUUUAGUCUGUUACUGUUCACAUAUUACACCAUUUGGGUCAUAGUCUUGCCAUUUGUAGACAGCGAUCAUGUGGUCCACAGCUACUUUCUUCCACGGGAAUAUUCAGUCAUACUUCCUGGAGUUGCAGCAUUAAUCCUCUUACUUGUUGUUGGCACCUUCAUAGGGGUUGUAACAUGGAAGAAUCGAAAACCUAGGAAAGUUGAUUAAGAUUCUCCAGGUUGUCAUGAUCUGCUUACAAGAACCAAUGGUGUUAUUUUAACUCAUGUACCUUCACCUGUACACAGCCACGAGAUGAUGUAUUCCAGUCUGUUGGAUGUUAAUGAAUUAGAUUUCAUUAGGAGGCCAAAUCACUACUGAACAUGUAGUCAGUUGAACAGUAGUCAACUUGAACAGUGGCUGCGAACUUGAUUUAACUUCAAAGAAAUCUUUCCAUAGUCAGGAAAAUAAACUCAAUCUGCACCUUAAGACUUGGGGAAGAUGUGUGUACUUUGUACCUGGAUGAGGGCUUAAUGGGAAAUAGUGUGGUUUUGGUUUGUUUGUUUUCAUGCUUUAUGUUGAGAAAUGAUUGGACUAGAUGCGUCAAUGUCUUGUGUUGUAAAUAGACUUAAUUUUAAGGUAUAAUGUUAGAAGUUACUCAUUUAGGACAUCCGCUAUAAAACCCCAUAUUUAAAUAAAAUGGUAAUAUGUAAACCUG
Messenger RNA from Triplophysa rosa, 793 nucleotides. It is a transcript of the gene dpm2, whose product is annotated as dolichyl-phosphate mannosyltransferase subunit 2, regulatory. Gene Ontology annotation, cellular component: dolichol-phosphate-mannose synthase complex; endoplasmic reticulum membrane. The record is from RefSeq and is a predicted model, not a curated record. The transcript has 4 exons. Gene Ontology annotation, biological process: GPI anchor biosynthetic process. Gene Ontology annotation, molecular function: enzyme regulator activity. Bases 55 to 306 code for a protein of 83 amino acids. Lineage: Eukaryota; Metazoa; Chordata; Actinopteri; Cypriniformes; Nemacheilidae.